UACAGCCCCUCGUCUGUUGGUAUGAAGCAUGGGGAAAGGCAAGGUAACACAUCUUUGGCCAACAAUAUCUUCACACACGCCGUGUGAAAGUGGAGAGCGGCUUAAUGCUGUGGAUUUGCUGUUGAAGACUAAAGAAAACAUUUAAAUGGACAGCUUGCAGACUGGGUCCCUAACCGGGGCGCAGAAAGAUGAAUUGAUGGACCAAGUGAAACAGCAAAUUGCUGUUGCAAACGCUCAGGAGCUCCUGACGAAAAUGACAGAAAAGUGCUUUAAGAAAUGUAUCAACAAACCGGGUACCUCGCUAGACAGUUCAGAGCAGAAAUGCAUUGCCAUGUGUAUGGACCGCUAUAUGGACUCGUGGAAUUUGGUGUCUAAGGUGUAUGGUAGCAGAAUACAGAAAGAAAGGCAUAGGCUAUAAAUAUAAAGCAACAUGUUAGAUAAUUUUAGGUGAAAACGAUCGAUGUACAAAACCAACAUAUUUAAAAGAAACAUAUUUCAUAUGUGUGUAUAAAAUAUUUUUUUGCUUAAAAAUGAUCCACAGAUAAUUUUAAUUGUCUUUGUAUACAUGUUAUUAGUGCUGUUUAUAAAAUAAAUGACUAAUUAUUGCAACCCAGUG
Messenger RNA from Schistocerca piceifrons (Central American locust), 616 nucleotides. RefSeq names its product mitochondrial import inner membrane translocase subunit Tim13. Bases 146 to 418 code for a protein of 90 amino acids. The transcript is spliced from 3 exons. The record is from RefSeq and is a predicted model, not a curated record. Lineage: Eukaryota; Metazoa; Arthropoda; Insecta; Orthoptera; Acrididae.